Messenger RNA from Nycticebus coucang (slow loris), 1281 nucleotides. RefSeq names its product minichromosome maintenance domain-containing protein 2-like. The record is from RefSeq and is a predicted model, not a curated record. The transcript is spliced from 10 exons. Bases 1 to 1281 code for a protein of 426 amino acids. NCBI's taxonomy places the organism in Eukaryota, Metazoa, Chordata, Mammalia, Primates, Lorisidae.
AUGGCUAAACGCACCAGGAAGUUCGGGAUCGUCCUUCCUGCUAUGCCCUGUCUCUUCUCGGCCUGGGUGGGAGGGAGCAGGCGCGAAGAAAUUAACGCAGCGGGGACCAGCCGGCUGGUUUCCCUGGCCACAGAAGGGCGCCUGCAGUCCCGGGAGAACGCGCUCGCGCGCCAGGGCCCCGCCGCACCGGCGCUGCAGGAGCGCCACGGACUAGCUGAUUCUAAACAAAGUUCUGCUGUCUAUCGAUUCAAUAUUUUAAUAAAUCCUUCUGAUGUUGAAUUAGAUGCCGAACUUGGAAAUCACAUUUUACAUCAGCCUUUACAAGCUGCUCGAGUUUUUCAAUCAGUCUGUUUUAUUGCUGUUAAGACUCUCUCAUUAAUUGGACAAUUACAAACAGAAACUCAAAUUAAUAUUGUGCUGAAGUUAAUACAUUUACCUGCUCUGCCAAGUUAUGCUCUUGAUCUUAGUGACUUUCCACUUGAUUAUACAUCUCAGAGAUUUUAUAUGCUACAAGGAAUUGUGAUUGCAAUGAUGACUGUAACUAAGUAUACACAAGGUGCAAGGUUCCUUUGUACAGAUGAAGCAUGCCCCCUUUCAAAAGGAUUUCAGUAUAUAAGAGUGCAUGUGCCUGGUGCUACAGAAUCUGCAACAGUAAGAAAUGACUUUUUGUGUAAUCUCUGUGCAUCUUCACUUCAAGAAGACAGAAAAUUUAGAGUAGUUGGUGAUAAACAGAUAGUUGAAAUAAUUACCACAAAGGCACUUCAGGCUUAUCGAGGAUAUUCUAACAACCAGCCAUUUAGAUUCCAGUCUCUUACAAUUUUCCUAAGAGAUGAAUCAGUGAAUAAAAUGAAUAUAGGAAAUGAAUAUAAAAUUAUUGGAAUUCCUACAUGUGUAGAAACUGCACAAACUACUGUCUGUAUAGAAGCAAAUAAUAUAACUUUUUGUAUUCAAAAGGAUCGUAGUUUGAUUCCAGCUAACCUUGUGGAGGCAUUUGGAUUAUUGAUGAACUGCAAUGAAUCAUCUCCUUGCCACCCACUUCUUCCUGUUGUGCCACAUACUUUCAAGAAAGCCAUUGAUCCUGAAAGACUGCUUUAUGUUGCUUCUAAACAGUUCACAGCUGAAGAUUUUCAAAAGCGACUGGAUUUUGCAAAGAAUUUGAAUGUGGAAUUCAGCUCAGAAGCAGAAAGAAUGAUUGAUGGCUAUUAUCUAGCAAGUCGAAGAAUUAGAACAGAUUCUGUAUAUGGAUCAAAACUGUCAGCAUCUGCAUUAAAAUAUUUGUAA